AUGAUUUCCCGAGAUACCCUCGCUUUGCACAUUGAAGCCCUGCUCAAGAAGCCCAAGCAGUUGUGGAAGCAUGUACUCGCCUCGCCUACGCGUCAGUUGCUCGAUGCACUUUAUCACAACGACUCUAUCUUCGAUCCCCGUGCGUCGAAAAUUGACGAGUUUCUCGAGAUAGACGACGAAAACACCAGCUGCAUUCCUCAGUUGCAAUGGGCGCCGUAUAUCAAUAUGUCGGGCAGGUUUGCAGAGUGGCUCCGAGGUUUGGUAGACAAGCUCUUCAACCUCUCCGAGCAUGCUUUUCAAGUAGUGGUUCAAACUUUGGGGCGAUACGCUAUUCUUUCGCAUCGGUGGGACUCGGACGAUCAGGAGCUCACUUUUGAAUGUAUGGAGGACUUCGGUCACGAAGCAUUGAGCAUCCCGGAGCGCCGGGGAUAUGCAAAGUUCCGAGGCUUUUGCGAUGCGGCUGCGUUCCACGGAUGUCGAUACGUUUGGAUCGACAGCGGAUGCAUCAAUCGAGGGGAUAAAGCCGAACUUGAUGUGUCUAUAUCCUCGAUGUAUCAGUGGUACAGCAAGGCAUAUGUCACCAUCAUAUACUUGUCGGAGACCGUAGAGGCCGACCACGACAUAUUCUAUUAUCCGUUCCAAGAUCCAUGGUGGAGAAGGGGAUGGACACUGCAGGAAUUUGUAGCUUCGACGAGGAAGAGGUAUUAUUAUAGGAACUGGAAGGCGAUUGACGAUCAGGAUUGGGAUUAUGAUGCACGGCUUUUCGAAGACCAGUAG
Messenger RNA from Pleurotus ostreatus (oyster mushroom), 777 nucleotides. RefSeq lists its product as uncharacterized. The coding region runs from base 1 to 777 and encodes 258 amino acids. NCBI's taxonomy places the organism in Eukaryota, Fungi, Basidiomycota, Agaricomycetes, Agaricales, Pleurotaceae. The transcript has a single exon. The record is from RefSeq and is a predicted model, not a curated record.